Molecule: messenger RNA, 520 nt
Organism: Nymphaea colorata (pocket water lily)
Lineage: Eukaryota; Viridiplantae; Streptophyta; Magnoliopsida; Nymphaeales; Nymphaeaceae
Exons: 3
Coding region: 77-376 (99 amino acids)
Source: RefSeq, a predicted model, not a curated record
CACCUCUUUAUAAAUCAAGAGGAAACGCCCUCGAGAAACCCUCUUUCCUGUGCUUCCAGUCUUCUUUGGCAGCAAAAUGGCGAAGAAGAGGAACAAGAAAAAGAAUGAUGGCGCCGCUCCCAUGGAGGUCGCUUCAGAGACACACGAGGAUUACAUGAAAGUGGACGGCAACUCUGGAGUAUCUUGUUCGAAGCCUUUUCUUGGUGUUGUUAACAGAAAAUUGAAGAAGACAGCCCCAACAAGAAGAUCAAAGGCAGUUCGCAAAAUGAAGGCCCUGGAAAAGGCUAUAUCAAAGAAUGAAAAGACGGAAGAGAGGAUAUCGAAGCACAAAAACAAAAUAUCAAGAAUUCGUUCUGCAAAGACUUUGUAUGAGUAGAAUAUUUAUGUUAGUGAACAUUAUUCGUACAUACUUUUGGAGCAUUUUUGAAACACAACGAGAUGAUAUAAUUGUUUGCAAUACAAUUGAUGUCAAUCCAGAUGUUUAAUAUAUUUAUCACAUGAAUGUUGGUUAUUUCUUCUA